AUGGCGAACCGACAACCUUCUGCCGAAGUGGUCGGGAAAGCAUUCAUUGAGCAAUACUAUUAUGUCCUUCGGCAUCAUCCGGAGAUGGUUCACCAGUUCUACAAGGAAAGCAGCAAGCUUGGCCGUCCUGAUGACCGUGGCGACGUGACAUCGGUCACCACCAUCGAUGGAAUCAAGGAGAAGAUAAUGGCCACCAGAUUGGGCGUACCAGAGAUAAGGAAGGUGGACAGCCAGGACUCGCACAAUGGUGGGGUGUUGGUCCACGUGACAGGGCGUCUCAUCAGGGAGGACGAUGUCCAGAGGGGCUUCUUCCAGGUCUUCUUCCUUGCUCCCCAGGAGACGGGAUACUUUGUGCUCAAUGACAUACUACGGUAUGCGGGAGAUAUCGACGGCCAGGGCUCUGCCAUUGAUCGAGAAGAAACUGUGCCAUUGCCCAUCGAUGAUGUGAUUGCUACAGCAUAUGAAGUCUGUGAUUCUAUGAGCAAUGGCGAGAGCUGGACUGUCCAAGAGAAAGAACCGGGCAAUGAGAUAUGUGAUUCCGUGAACAAUGGCGAGAGCUCGACUGUGCCAGAGAGAGAAUCGAGCAAUGAGGUGCUUGAUGUAGCUUCUGAUGGCUGUCGGGUUGAUACAACUCUUGUUCAACAGAUGUACAAAAGGACAUAUGCUGAAGUAAUGAAACCUAAGAAAGGUGGCGCUGUGAAGGAAUCAGCUGCAGCGGCAUCUAAAGCAGUCCCUACGCCAACAUCUGAUACGCCGAUCUCCACUUCUGGUGCUGCUGGAAACAACACAUCAGUGUGCAUUAAAAACAUACCCUUCGGUGCAACACCGGCUCAUCUCGAGGAGCACUUCAAGAGGUUUGGUCCUAUCAAGCCUGGUGGCAUCCAAGUCAGAACCACUAAGUGCCAGGAACGUCCUUCUUGUUAUGGCUUCGUCGAGUUCGAGAUGGCCGAUUCCGCCCGAAAUGCGAUAAAGGCUUCUCCCAUAAUUAUAUCUGGCCGUCAAGUCUACAUCGAGCAAAAGAAAAUAUUUGGUUCAGGAGUUAAUGAUAACAGAGGAAGAUUUCCACCUGUUAGAGGGGAUGGGCACCUGAGUGCAGGAGCAAGACAGCACGGGAACAGAAGCCAUUUUGGAGGCAGAGCUGGCAACUCGAGAAACUAUUGA
Musa acuminata AAA Group (dessert banana) is the source of this 1161-nucleotide messenger RNA. Its product is annotated as nuclear transport factor 2-like. The transcript has 8 exons. The record is from RefSeq and is a predicted model, not a curated record. Gene Ontology annotation, cellular component: ribonucleoprotein complex; cytosol. Lineage: Eukaryota; Viridiplantae; Streptophyta; Magnoliopsida; Zingiberales; Musaceae. Bases 1 to 1161 code for a protein of 386 amino acids. Gene Ontology annotation, molecular function: mRNA binding.